GGAGGGGCCGCCAUUUUCGGUGAGGAGAGGGGCGGAGCCAAGGCCGCUCAGUCAGGCUUGGGAAGCCGGGAAAGACUUACCUCUCGGCGGCUGUGGUAACAACAACAGCGGCAGCGGCGGCUCUGGGGAGCCCAGCCUCUUCUCCGUGACUGUCAGCCGGCUGUUCCGGUCUGGGCGGAGAGGUCAUUGCUGGGAAUGUAUGACAACAUGUCCACAAUGGUAUAUCUAAAGGAAGACAAGUUGGAGAAACUCACUCAAGAUGAAAUUAUUUCUAAGACUAAGCAAGUGAUUCAAGGACUAGAAGCUUUGAAGAAUGAGCACAAUUCCAUCUUACAAAGUUUACUGGAGACACUGAAAUGUUUGAAGAAAGACGAUGAGACCAAUUUGGUGGAAGAAAAAUCAAACAUGAUUCGCAAAUCUUUGGAAAUGCUGGAACUUGGCCUCAGUGAAGCACAGGUAAUGAUGGCCUUGUCAAAUCACUUAAAUGCAGUGGAAUCAGAGAAGCAGAAAUUACGUGCUCAGGUUCGCAGGCUAUGCCAGGAAAAUCAGUGGCUAAGGGAUGAGCUAGCCAAUACGCAGCAGAAAUUACAAAAGAGUGAGCAGUCAGUGGCUCAACUGGAAGAAGAAAAGAAGCACCUAGAAUUUAUGAAUCAGUUAAAAAAGUAUGACGAUGACAUAUCUCCUUCAGAAGAUAAAGACACCGAUUCUACCAAAGAGCCACUGGAUGACUUAUUCCCCAAUGAUGAAGAUGACCAAGGGCAAGGAAUUCAACAGCCACAUAGCAGUGCAGCAGCUGCUGCCCAACAGGGUGGCUACGAAAUUCCAGCACGAUUAAGGACCCUUCAUAACCUUGUCAUUCAGUAUGCCUCCCAAGGCAGAUAUGAGGUUGCUGUACCCCUCUGUAAACAAGCACUUGAAGACCUGGAGAAGACAUCAGGUCAUGAUCACCCUGAUGUUGCCACUAUGUUGAACAUACUUGCAUUGGUAUACAGGGACCAAAAUAAAUAUAAAGAUGCAGCAAACUUACUGAAUGAUGCCUUGGCGAUUCGUGAGAAGACCUUGGGCAAAGAUCAUCCAGCGGUAGCAGCAACUUUAAACAACCUUGCAGUGCUUUAUGGAAAAAGAGGAAAAUACAAGGAAGCUGAACCCUUAUGCAAGAGAGCUUUGGAAAUCAGAGAGAAGGUACUUGGCAAAGACCAUCCAGAUGUUGCCAAACAGUUAAAUAAUCUGGCAUUGCUAUGUCAGAACCAGGGUAAAUAUGAAGAAGUGGAAUACUACUAUCAACGGGCACUUGAGAUCUACCAAACUAAACUGGGGCCGGAUGAUCCAAAUGUAGCAAAAACAAAGAAUAACUUGGCAUCCUGCUACUUGAAACAAGGCAAAUUUAAGCAAGCAGAAACUUUAUACAAAGAGAUCCUUACUCGUGCCCAUGAAAGGGAAUUUGGCUCUGUGGAUGAUGAAAACAAACCCAUCUGGAUGCAUGCUGAAGAGAGAGAAGAAUGCAAAGGAAAGCAAAAAGAUGGCACUACUUUUGGUGAAUAUGGAGGCUGGUACAAAGCUUGCAAAGUUGAUAGUCCAACAGUCACAACUACCUUAAAGAAUCUUGGGGCACUUUACAGACGUCAAGGCAAGUUUGAAGCUGCUGAAACAUUAGAAGAGGCAGCAAUGAGGUCUCGUAAACAGGGUCUUGAUAAUGUUCACAAACAGAGAGUUGCUGAAGUGCUCAAUGACCCAGAAAGUAUAGAGAGACGACGAAGCCGCGAGAGCCUCAAUGUCGACGUGGUAAAGUAUGAGAGUGGCCCUGAUGGAGGAGAGGAAGUGAGUAUGAGCGUAGAAUGGAAUGGGGAUGGCACUGGAUCUCUAAAACGCAGUGGCUCUUUUAGCAAACUCCGUGCUUCAAUUAGACGCAGCAGUGAGAAGCUGGUGAGAAAGCUGAAGGGAGGAAGUUCACGAGAGAGUGAACCAAAGAACCCUGGCAUGAAGCGUGCCAGCUCAUUGAAUGUUCUUAACAUGGGUGGCAAGGCAACUGAAGAUCACUCUCAAGGACGAGCUAAUUGUCUGACAGACUCAAGAGUUCUGAGUGCCAGUCACACUGAUUUGGCCCACUGAGGUUCUGGGACAGAUGCUAGCUAAAAAAAAAAAAAAUCCCUUGCGAAUUACAAAGCACUGAGGUUCAAAGGUUUUGGUUUACGUCAUUGUCUUUCUAGAACCAUUUAGGUUAGAGACAUCGUUGAAUGAACUGCUGCUUCUAGGCUGCCUUAAAAUGUGGCAUUUUUAAAAGAACCUGGAGUUAGUUGACUCGCAUCUUCGUCAAAUACAGAGCAUGUUGCUAGUUCUUUGGAGUUGUGUUACAGAUCCACAUAUUGCAGCGCCCAAAAACAGGGGAACCGUCUCCCCCAAUUGAAAAUAUAUUGAAAACUAAAGGAGUGCAAAUUGUCUUUGGAUAGGGUGUUUUAAAAACUGUUACAAGGAGGGUGUUUUAGUGACUUUAUGAAAAGUUGAUAGAAUGAAAUAGAGCUAAAUCAAGUUUAUCACUGUAUAAAAACCAGGAUUGUGUAUAGUUAGCCUUGCACCAUCGGCUAUCAGAAUUUGCAUGGAGUUUGUCUGACUUGUGAUUGGACUUCAGGGUUCUUUAACUAAUAAAACAAGUUACUAACAGAAAGGAGAAACUUAAGAGAAGACUUCAGAGUGUUGCACUUGAUAGCCGUCUUGGCCUAAAAAAAUCAAUGGAAGCGGUGCAAUUAUUUUAAAACUGGGAAGGGAGGAGCACAAGGAGUAAUCUGGCUGGAAAGCCUUUUCCAUCAUCACAGCGUUCCCGUUUUCUCUAAGAUGGAAAUACUGUUACUGUUGUCUCUUGAGUUUCAACUUAUGCCAUGUUUGGAAUAGAAAUAGGAGGAAAAUAAAGCUUACUGGACUAUUACACUGUGAAGUAGCUGCAGUGCCUAGAGGCCUCGUGAGAAACUUGCAACAAGCAAUGUACAAGUGAAUGUUGUCCUGGAUAGCUGCUACUGGCAGGCUGUUUGUUCCUUAAGCAUCCAGUUGCUUGAUAAACACUUAGGUGAUGCACUAUUCUCAGGGGACCAGGUUGGGAAGAAUAAAUGUUUUAGCCUUUCAGUUUUAGUCAGUCCAAUAAAAUGCAUAUUUUUAAGUCUGUCUCCCUUUUGCAAAGCUAUUACUUAAAGGCAGAAUGGAGAGAGAGUAUAUAAGUCAUGGCUACAUGGUAGCAAAAGUUCCUCUGGCCAGUAAGAGUAAUAAAGCAAGAUUAGCAUUCUUUGGUCAUAGGAGAAGAGGAAAGGAAGCAAUUUUAUUAGAUUGAGCUGCAGAGAUUUGAUGUCACUAAAAGUGCUUACCUAUUCUGCAGAAUUCUUGUUUUUAUAAGCAAGAAACUUAAGUUGUCUACACAGAGCGCAUCUGACAAGGUUUGUGUGUUGAAGAAUAUUGAAUCUUUACAUGACAGUAGCUGUGUGUUAAUGGUCUGAGACCCAGUGCUGCUAAAUGGGUAGAGUUUGGGGGCAGAUUUUUGCAAACCAUUUGUGAUCUUCAGAGAAUUGUAUGUGCACAUUCAUAAUGGAGAUUCUUCCAUUCUUCACCAUUCUAGUUCUGCAUAUAGUUUAAAUUGGCUCUGGAAAGUUGGUGGAAUGGGACAAACUAAUUGUACUUAUUGUCUAAUACAAACAUUCCAUCCCUAAAUUUCAAAUGUAGUAUGCUUGGAUUAUUAAUCACCCCAAUUUUUUCUUUGAUGUCUCCAUUUGGCAUUCCAGCCUCUGAAGGCUACAGAUAUUUCCAGUAUGCCUAUGCUUUCUUGUAGCUGAGAUGUUUGGUUCAUGUGGUACAACGGCAGAAAUGUCACACAUCUGAAAAGCGUUACACUUUGAAGAAAAUAUGUUAUGACCUGGUUGUAACAUUAAAGUAAAACUAGUUCUUUAUAUUC
This is a messenger RNA of Rhineura floridana, 3931 nucleotides long. RefSeq names its product kinesin light chain 1 (gene KLC1). Gene Ontology annotation, cellular component: membrane-bounded organelle; kinesin complex; cytoplasm. The transcript has 16 exons. Lineage: Eukaryota; Metazoa; Chordata; Lepidosauria; Squamata; Rhineuridae. Bases 196 to 2109 code for a protein of 637 amino acids. The record is from RefSeq and is a predicted model, not a curated record. Gene Ontology annotation, biological process: axo-dendritic transport. Gene Ontology annotation, molecular function: kinesin binding.